AUUACAACAGUUCAAUUCACUCUUGUUAACAAUGUCUCAAAUCUCACUUGCAAUUAUUGGUCUUAAUGGUGCCUUAGGCAAACCAACUCUUGAUGCUAUCAACUCUGGCAAAUUCGAUGAUAAAUUGAAAUUUCCCAUCAAGGCACUUACCAGAAAGGACACUCCAUCCACUGACAAGAUUCAAUAUAUCAAAACUGAAAUCAAUUCUGAAACCGUUGAUUCCAUUGCUAACUCCUUGUCUGGGGUUGAUGUCAUUGCUGAAUUGGUUACUCCUAACCCAGAUUUAUUUUCCACUUUAGAGAAAGUCGCUGGUAAAGUUAAGCCCAAGUUGUACAUUCCUUCCCAAUUCGGUGCCGAUAUUGAAUCCGUUAGUAAACUCAUUCCUGGGUUCUUGGCCCUCAAGACUAAGCAUUCUGAAAAUCUUAGAGGCUUGGGCAUCAAGACGGUAGAUGUAAUUACUAAUUUGUUUGCUCAACCAGGUUCGUUCUUGUAUGAACAUGUUGCUCAUGUUGGAAUUGACCCAGAUACAAACACGGUUUUCCAAAUUGGUGAUUUAGAUACUGAAUUGGAAUUCACUAGGCUUGAAGAUAUUGGUAACGUUGUUCUUGCCGUUGCUACGACCCCAAUUGACAAGCUUCCAGAUACAAUCAGGGUCAAGUCUGGUGAAAUUGCCUACAAAGACAUCAUCAACAAUUAUGAAAAGUCUCAUAAUGUCAAGUUGACCGUCAAGGAAAAAAUUACUACUGAAGAAGCCAAAAAGAAAUUGGAUGAGAAGUUGAAGGAAUCGGGUGGAUUCAACCCCAAGGAUUUCUUGUUUUACUUGCAUGUUGCUGGUGCUAAUGGACUUAUCCAUGGUGGUAAAGAUGAUGACUUAAUUAACCCAGAUCAAUCUCUUUGGAAAUGGCAUAAAUACUAAUUAGCGUAUAGUUUUUGUCUACAUUUUAGUUCUCUUAUUGGCCUUCUAUUCAAGUUCUAAUAUAUAAUAAAUUUAUAAACGUUACAUAUAU
Spathaspora passalidarum NRRL Y-27907 is the source of this 1007-nucleotide messenger RNA. RefSeq lists its product as uncharacterized. The transcript has a single exon. The annotation marks the transcript as partial. NCBI's taxonomy places the organism in Eukaryota, Fungi, Ascomycota, Pichiomycetes, Serinales, Debaryomycetaceae. The record is from RefSeq and is a predicted model, not a curated record.